This is a messenger RNA of Talpa occidentalis (Iberian mole), 6037 nucleotides long. It is a transcript of the gene ABHD8, whose product is annotated as abhydrolase domain containing 8. Lineage: Eukaryota; Metazoa; Chordata; Mammalia; Eulipotyphla; Talpidae. Gene Ontology annotation, molecular function: catalytic activity. The record is from RefSeq and is a predicted model, not a curated record. The transcript has 5 exons. Bases 195 to 1499 code for a protein of 434 amino acids.
CUUAAAGGGCCGAAGAGCUCUGCGGCCACAGGAUGCCCCCGCGCUGACCACCCAGGGUUCGCGCUGCCCGCGUGGACGUUCCCGGCUCGAUCCCGCGCCACCAUGUAAACGGCACCCGCAGGCGGACGCUGGCUACUCCGCCCCGGACCCCUCCGCCCUUCCCCGGGCCUCCGGGCCCUAGAUGAGGACACACCAUGCUGACUGGGGUGACUGAUGGGAUCUUCUGCUGUUUGCUGGGUGCACCACCCAACACAGUGGGGCCCCUGGAGAACAUCGAGUCCCGCGAUGGCUACACUUUUGUGGAAGUCAAGCCUGGCAGAGUGUUGCGAGUAAAGCAUGCGGGACCCUCCCCAGCACCCACUCCUCCUCCACCACUGCCUGAGGCUGCGCAGGGGGACCUAUCCGGCUUGGUCCACUGCCAGCGCCGGAUCACCGUGUACCGAAAUGGGCGGUUACUGGUAGAGAACCUGGGCCGGGCCCCAAGGGCUGACCUCCUGCAUGGGCAGAACGGCUCUGGGGAGCCGCCGGCCGCUCUAGAGGUAGAGCUGGCUGACCCAGCAGGCAGCGAUGGGCGCUCAGGCCCCGGUGGCACCAGCAGUGGGAGCAAUGGUCGGCGACGGAGAGGUCGGCGCCCCAGGCGGAUCAUCCACAUUGACUGUGAGAAGCGCAUCACCAGCUGCAAGGGUGCCCAGGCUGACGUUGUGCUCUUUUUCAUUCAUGGCGUUGGAGGCUCCCUGGCCAUCUGGAAGGAGCAGCUGGACUUCUUUGUGCGUCUGGGAUACGAGGUGGUGGCACCCGAUCUGGCUGGCCACGGGGCCAGUUCAGCGCCUCAGGUGGCCGCAGCCUACACCUUCUAUGCACUGGCCGAGGACAUGCGCGCCAUCUUCAAGCGCUAUGCCAAGAAGCGAAACGUGCUGAUUGGGCAUUCCUAUGGUGUCUCCUUCUGCACGUUCCUGGCACAUGAAUACCCGGACCUGGUGCACAAAGUGAUCAUGAUCAAUGGCGGGGGUCCCACUGCACUGGAGCCCAGCUUCUGCUCCAUCUUCAACAUGCCUACAUGCAUCCUGCACUGCCUGUCGCCCUGCUUGGCUUGGAGCUUCCUAAAGGCUGGCUUUGCCCGCCAAGGGGCCAAAGAGAAGCAGUUACUGAAAGAAGGCAACGCAUUCAAUGUAUCCUCCUUCGUGCUGCGGGCCAUGAUGAGUGGUCAGUACUGGCCUGAGGGUGACGAGGUCUACCAUGCUGAGCUCACUGUGCCCGUCCUGCUUGUCCACGGCAUGCAUGACAAAUUUGUGCCAGUGGAGGAAGACCAGCGCAUGGCUGAGAUCCUGCUCCUGGCAUUCCUGAAGCUCAUCGAUGAAGGCAGCCACAUGGUGAUGCUGGAGUGCCCAGAGACAGUUAACACACUGCUCCAUGAAUUCCUGCUGUGGGAGCCGGAGCCCUUGCCCAAGGCCCUGCCCGAGUCUCCGCCUGCACCACUGGAGGAGAAGGAGAAGAAGUAGGUGCUGGGUGGGCCAAGGCAUCACUUGGUGAGCUGGAGGAGCUGCAGGAGUAGGCCCAAAGCAGGCGCUGGGUCUGCAGAGUUGACCACCUGGAUCGCCAGUUCGCUCAGGUGGGCGGGGCGUUCGCUCUUUUGGGCGGGGUUAGGUCUGGGAGACGCCCCCAGGCCGACUGCAUUGUUCCUGGGAAACCAGAGGACAAGCUGCUCUCCGCUUGCGUCCUGCUGGACCAUCAGUGUUUUGGGACCGCAGUUGGGUCCCCCGUGGAGGAUGACCUUGUACAGAAGCUCCCUCUCCCCCCGACCCCCAAUGCCACGGCCAAGGAAGGACCCCCAACCCGCUCUGUCUUCCGUGUCAGCCAUGCUUGAUCUUGUAACUCACGAGCCCCACAAGGACACUUAAGUGUCUCACCCCAUUUCCCAGAGCACCCCCACACCCCGUCCCUCAGCGCUGGGAGCUAUUGUUGCCCAAGGGGGUAGGGAUGGGGGCACUGGCACCAUUGAACCUGCACAUCUCAAAUUGUAACUCAAUAAAAAAUAACAAUCUGAAUCUCCAGACUUGUGCUGGAUGACCACAGGGUAGGGUGGCCCUGACCCUCAGUUUCCCCAUAUGCAGACAGGGCUUGUUUCCAGAAUAGCCGCUUUCACAAUUAAUGCAGGGACCACUUGGGUAGUAUUCCCAAAGCAGAAGGCAGAGAGUGGGACUUAGGGUGUGGGUGAGCUCCCUCUCCCUGGAUCAAGCAAGAGGUCUAACAAGUUGAGGGUGAGGAUAAGCAGACUGCAUGAGAUGAGAGCAACCACGAAUGAGUGCCAGCUAUACGCAAGGCCCUGUGCUGGCUGCCUAAUGCCAUGGGUUCAUUGAAUCCCCUUCACCCUAUACCAGCCAGGGAGUAAGUACUUCUUACUAGCUCCACUUAUCUUUCAACAUGGUUUAGGGUGACUUUUGUCAUCAAGCUUUUAUUCUGAAGGUACUGAAUCUGGCUUUUCCUUUUAUGUCUGGUGGGCUUCCCUGCCCACCAUGGUCAUGUUCUAAAGUAACAUUUUCUUCUAAUGUAUAUAUAGUUACCUGUGGUUUGUGAGAAGUGUAAGAGAGAAUUGUCCCUCUGUUGCUGCACCUUCAGUGUUUCCCCACUGGUUUGUUAGUUCACCUUUAGUUUAGACCAGAGCGUCUCAGGGGAGCAACUGUCUAUUAUGAAAUUCUGGAGACAGUUUUGACUGCCACAACUGCAGCGGACAAGCUACUGACUUCUGUUGGCAGGAGCCCAGGGGUGCUGCCUGACAUUCUGCAAUGCACAGGUCUGCCCCAACAUCAAACAGUAACUUGGCUUCAAACGCUAGAGGGAAAUAAAUCCUAUCAUUUUUGGGUCUCUGCCUUCUUUCCCAGUGACUCCUUUGUGAAUCCCUGGGUGAUGGCACGUGGUUUUCAUUGUUAUCGCUUUAUCAAGUGACUUCGGGUGUGGACCUUCCUGUUUUACAUUUAAGAAAUGGAAGAUCAGAAAUUUCUCCAACUUGGCUACAGUGGUAGAGCCCAGACCUGUCUCACUGGUAGUGGCCCCUAAUGUCAAAGCCAUUCCCAAGGAACCAGGGGCCCAGCAGAGAGGAACGGGGGCAGGAGGAAUCAGCUUCCAGUUACAGUCCAUCCCCAGAAGGACUUAUUAGCUGAGCCUCAGUAACGGGCAGGUAAUGAAGCAGCAGAUCCCAAGUCCCUAAACCUAUUGGGCACUUUGAAAAAGCAACUUUUGGAAAACUUAAAAGAUCCUGCCAACACCUUAUCAGGAGGGUGACUUGACACUGAAGCUCUUUGCCUGUGUGAGUAGUUUGAAAUCACAGAACCAGGAUCACCAGGAAGUCAGAGUUACUGAUGCAAUUUUACAAUGGAAGAAGUGGUUCAGAGAAGCAACUUCCAAGUCACACAAGUCACACAAUGAUACCAAGGAGAGCUGGUUUUUCACCUGUACACCCCAUAAUCUCCCAGGGCUGUCCGUCCAUCACCACAGACUUUCCAUCUGAGCUGCAGGAUGGCAUCUGGCUUAGUACAGGACUCUGGGUCACGCUUAACCCUAACAGCCUUUGUUUAAUCAGCUCUCCACAGAGCUAAGACCUCUCACUGUUCACAGUGUAAAACUGAGGGAAGUGAGUCUCAGACACAAAUUACUGGUCUGAGGAACCAUAGCUGGGAAGCAGCAAAGCUUGGCUCUUCAGUUGGGCAGAUUCCUGAGUCCAUCCCAGAAUGUGGGCCCCCUUUGUCUGGGAGAUAAUCGUGAAAUCUGUCCACACAAACAGGACCAAACUAACAAAGCACACCAUGUUCUGAAGCACCAGAAUGUUCCAAAUAACCUUCCGGUCCUUACUUAUUCUCCUAUGAUAGGGAGUUCAUUGCCUCUCCAGCAGUUCUGUCUGUAACAAAGUCCUCCCUCAACCUGACAGGGAAUUAGACUGCUGCAUAUGUCCCCCACCCCAGCCUUCUGGAGCUGGAGAUCAGGAAUUGCUCUUUUUUCGUGGGGCAGUUGCAAUAAACAACUCUGACCUCUCAGUCUAGAUGGCCAACCCCUCAGUGUUCAACCACGGGCCUGGAUGUCCUGGGGUCUCAGUUCUCGUUCACCCUCAGCCAGGAAGACAAGGAGGGCACGGUACAGCAAAUGCACCCCCAAGCGGCGCCGCCGAGCAGGUGACCAGCCUGCUACCACUCCAUAGCAGUGUCCUUGUUUCUGGUUGGUCAGCAUCUGGAUCCCUGAAGAGAUUGACAGUGAGGUCACAAUUAAUGACAGUUACAGGGACACCCCAGCAAAGUAUAUGAUAAUGAACUCACUGUGUAUUGCCUUUAAACAGGGAUAAACCAAUAUGUGCACAUGCAGGUACAAAGUUGGUACUCAAUAGUUGCUCAUAACAAUGAAUCUAAAGUCCUGAGAGGGAAGGGCUGAGGGAAAUGGUAGACCAAAUGACCCCUAUGUGACUCCCACCCCAUGAGCCAAGCACCCACCUAGAGCAUCCACAAGACAUGCCUCUCUAGUAUAAGCCUCCACAGCCACCACAUGCUGGAAGCAAUGCAGAGAGAUAACACCAUGGCCACUGGCCCAAAUGUCCAAGAUCUGGCGUACCUUCGGGCAGGCCUGCAAGGUCAGGAUAGGGUCAGGCGUCUGCCCCAAUACCUUCUUUCCUCUACCUGGCUACCCCUGGCAUGACCCUACUCUUUAUCCCAUACCUGCUUUCCUGGCUGCCUACGGUGGCUGAGGGCCUCCCAGAGGUGGACAUUGGGGCGGGCUCGUGUCCCCUUGCCCACAUAGAAGAUGGCACGGACAAAAGUUCGAAGGCGCUCCACCGGGGUCAGUGAAGAGGCCCGGGCUGGCAGGUCUUGAGUCUCCCUGGAUGAAGUGGGUGGUUCAGAGAGGAAAAAAAUGAGAAGACUCUUCCCAGAUACAUUCUCUAAAGUAAGAGAGCAGGGCCUCCCUGGUGGCGCAAGGGGUUAAGCACUGCACUAUGAAGCAAUUCGCAGCCUCUGCAGCACGAGUUUGAUCCCCGGCUGGCCAGGGAGAAAUCCACAUAGCGAGGCAGACCUCUCCUGUCUCGCCCACUGCUCCCCUCAGCAGUGUAUUUCAGUCAUUCUGCCUGUUCUGCUCCCCACUCUGUCUCUGGUGAGUCCUCUCACCCCCCACACCUCUGGCCUGUACCCUAGCUCUUGUACGCAUAAAUAAAUCUUUAAAAAAAAAAAGGGAGCAAACUGGAUCCUCAUCUAGUAGCCCCCAUUUUAUAGGGCGAUAGAAGUGCCUGCUCCCCAAGGACAGCAUGAGUUGUCAACAGUAUGAGUUGAGUCCAAUUGCCUCUUGCAGAUAAAGAAGCUAAUGUCUAGAGAGGGUCAGUUCACUUCUUAAGGACACAGAGCAAAUAAGAAUCAAUCACAGAAUUUUCCAGUUCCCACUUCUAGAUCAUUCCCGCCCAGUACCUGGGGUCCAGCAGCAGAUAAGUAAAGCUAGACUUCAUGAUCCCCUCCCUCCACCUUCUGGUGGGAUCUGGCUGCUCAAACUGCUGGGCAAGCACAUCCUCGUCUGCCUGGGCAUUUGGGAUCUGGCCUGUUCGUAAGGCCUCAGCCAGCUCUGGACUGUGUCCUGAAAAGUUUAAACCUGGGAGGAGAAACUGAGUCAAGGAAGACAGAGGGGGGAGUAGUUCCCAGAGAUGUAUAAUUGAGAAGUAGGUACAACUGAGAGCUAGGGGCCUCUGGGGACUCCAGGAAGCUCCAUGGGCCCCAGAAGCCCAGAAGGGACUAACCAGGAGCAAUCUGGAGCUCUUUCAGUCGCUGGAGGUAGUACGGGCGGGUGAAGGGAGUGACAGGCCCAGGGUUCUGCCCAAGUGCUCGGAGGCCCUGCAGCAGCUCCAGAUCAGACAUGGUGGGGACCGGAAGGCAGCAAGAGGGGAUGGGGUCCUUGCCACUUGUGGAGUUUGCCUCAUCUUCCGUCAGCCGGAGCGCAGCCACAUCACUGUUGAGGGACGAACGGUCCUCUUCCAGGAAGUGGGAGUUGCAGGGGUCAGGUAGUAGUUCCCUAGGUG